Messenger RNA from Physcomitrium patens, 1965 nucleotides. RefSeq names its product transcription termination factor MTERF5, chloroplastic. NCBI's taxonomy places the organism in Eukaryota, Viridiplantae, Streptophyta, Bryopsida, Funariales, Funariaceae. Gene Ontology annotation, biological process: regulation of DNA-templated transcription. The record is from RefSeq and is a predicted model, not a curated record. Gene Ontology annotation, molecular function: double-stranded DNA binding.
UUUCAAUGUGGGUAGGAAUAUUUGUUUCGUGAGAGGAAAACUAUGACUCUGUAAUGUUCUGUGACCUUUGAGGUGUUCACUCAGUCGGGUGCUGGUCUCCUCAAUGCCCCCGUUCGAAGUUUACCUUCAGCUGGGUUGUAGAAGAGUGCCGACGUAAUGGUCGUGUCUAGGAUAGAGAAAUCAUGGUAUGUAGUUGAUAUGAAUUUUCAGCUUGUGAUGAGUUGUCAACCAUCUGCAUUGGAAGAAGAGGUUUGAGAUGGCUUUGAUAGGGAUCAAUACGACUCUUCAUGCCGUUCUGUUCGAUGAUAUCUUAUCAGUGAAUUUCUACAGCUCUUUUCCAGGGAAAUCAUUGCGGAAUCGAGCUUCAUUAGUGCCAGGGUCCAACUCGGAAGUCAUUGGAACGUCUCUUUGUUCAUUGGCAUCUCUGAGUUCUUCUUGUAACUCUCAUCCUCUGGACACGCCAGCGUUAACAAAUGGGGCAGCAGUGGAUGGGCAGGGAGUUUUGGACCUGGACUUGAAGAGUAUGACAGAUGAGCGAGAAGAGGUGAAAACCAUGCUCGUUGAAUUCCUCCAGGCUCGGGGUGUAAAUGGUUCGCUUUCCGUUCGUGCAGUAAAAAAAUCAACUCGACUAACUUCUCACCUUCUAUCCCUCUUGCGCAUGGUUUUUCGCAUGCGCUAUCUUGCAGGGAAAGCGGUAACAGGAUCAGAAAUUAGAAAGUCCUUAUUACCUUUCUUAGAGACGCUUGGAGCACAACACGAGGAGGGGCUAGUGGAAGUAUUUAUGUGCUUUCCAGAUGCACCGUCAAUGAAGCCAAGGGAGGAAAGCUUAUACUAUUUUGGGGACUCUUUUACGUCACCAAUUCUUGGAGAGGUUAAGUUCGGUAAUUUUCCCCAACUCCAAGCACAUAUGGUAAAUGGAAAACUUCCACUGUCAGUGGUAUAUCUCCUUGAGUUAGGAUUCCCUCCUCCUGAAGUUGCAGAUGUUGUGUCACGGUUCCCAGCUAUUGCAAGCUAUAGUGUGGAAGGAAAGGUGAAGCCCAUAAUUGAGCUCUUGCUUGGCAUGGGAGUCCUUGCCACCGACAUCCCCAAAAUUAUCUUGAGAAGACCUCAGCUCUUCGGGUGCAGUUUGGAAGAGAAUAUAAAGCCUACUGUUGCUUUACUGGAGGGACUUGGAGUGGAUUCAGAGGGCUGGAUAAAAAUACUCUCGCAGUUUCCACAUCUUUUAACCUACAGCUUCGGGAAGGUUCAACAGGUGGUGCAGUUUCUUGCUGAUAUAGGGCUGUCUCCUAAAGAGUCAGGCAAGGUGCUUAUAAGGUUUCCUCAAAUGAUCGGAUAUAGUGUCAAGGCAAAGCUUAAACCGUUUGCGGACUAUUUCAACAGCAUUGGGAUUGUUGACUUGAAGAAUCUGGUUGUCCGGUCUCCCCAAGCACUCGGGCUGAGUCUUGAGCUCAACAUCAAACCUACAAUUCUUUUCUUUUCAGACAAUGGCUAUACAAUGGAAGAGCUCAGUAUAACAAUACUUCGAUUUCCGCAACUGUUAGGGCUAAGUACACAGGGUAAUAUAAGGCCCAAAUGGGAGUUUUUUGUGGAAAUGGGUCGAGCUAAUUCGGAGUUGGUUGAUUUCCCGCAGUAUUUUGGCUAUAGUUUAGAAAAACGCAUCAAACCUAGGUUCAGAGCUCUUGAGCAGAGAGGCGUCAGUUGGUCCCUAAACCGAAUGCUUAGCAUGACAGACGUUUUAUUUUUUAAACAUUUGGAAAAGGAAAAAGAAAUAGCUGGCCUCGUUCAAAAUAUUAGUAUAAGAGACUCCGAUGACUGCCUUUAGUUGUGACGUUGCCGGGCCCUUCUAUGUUUUAAGAGCGACUUCCAGUUAGUAAUUUCAUCAAUUUAAAGCUAAUUCCUCUGCUCUGUCAUUCGUGUGGUAGACUGUCACACGUACCUUGCUGAGAUGAUUACGAUGUUCAGUUA